Staurois parvus is the source of this 329-nucleotide messenger RNA. The record is from the annotation of a GenBank genome assembly. NCBI's taxonomy places the organism in Eukaryota, Metazoa, Chordata, Amphibia, Anura, Ranidae.
UCAUGCUGCUGCCAGGUCCAGAGUGUGUCAUGGGUCCCUGUACGGCCUCCCAUUGCUGCUGUCUCCAUCGCCACACUCUGCCAUGUGCCACUUUCAGGUCUCCUCACACUGCUGGUGGGUUCCAUUUUGUCAUAGGGUGCUGUAUGGCCUCCCAUUGCUGCUGCCAGGCCGUAAUCUGCCAUGGGCCCCCAUACCGACUCCUCAUGCUGCUGCCAGGCCCAGUGUGUCAUGGGUCGCUGUACGGCCUCCCAUUGCUGCUGUCUCCAUCGCCACACUCUGCCAUGUGCCACUUUCAGGUCUCCUCACACUGCUGGUGGGUUCCAUUUUGU